This is a messenger RNA of Kluyveromyces lactis, 2283 nucleotides long. Its product is annotated as M28 family metallopeptidase. Lineage: Eukaryota; Fungi; Ascomycota; Saccharomycetes; Saccharomycetales; Saccharomycetaceae. Gene Ontology annotation, molecular function: carboxypeptidase activity. The record is from RefSeq and is a predicted model, not a curated record. The transcript has a single exon. Bases 1 to 2283 code for a protein of 760 amino acids.
AUGACGGCCAAGAGUCCCGAGGAGUAUCCUGCGGACAUCAAGCAUGAUUUGAACGAUAUUGAAGCUCAAAAGUCUGUCCCUUCAAAAAGAACAUGGAUUAAGAAAGCUCUUUCAUUAUCAUUCCAAGUGGGUCUUUUCUGCUACCUUUUGGUUAAUAUUUUAAGCUAUAGCUUUUCUUCAUCUUCUCAUAGGGAUAGGUCUCAGGCAACGGCCACUGAGCUUGCUUAUUUGAAGACAUUAGACGACAGCAAUCUUGCGGGAAACUGGUCAGAGAAAUUGACUUCAGUUCCUCACUUAGCUGGUAAAGGUAUCGAGUUAGUGAAUUGGACUGCAUCCAAGUUCGAAGAGUAUGGAUUAAAGACAGAAGUGGAAGCUUUUGAUAUUUACAUGAACUAUCCAGUGGAUAAUGGUUUAACUUUAUUGCAAGAGGAUGAACCAGUUUUCAAGGCUAAUUUGACAGAAGACCAUUUACCAGAAGAUUCAACUACUGGGGGUGAUGAUUUGGUUCCAGCUUUCCAUGGGUACUCUGCAUCUGGUAAUGUGACUGCUGAAUUCGUUUAUGUCAAUUACGGCUCCAAGGAAGAUUUUGAAUUGUUGGAAGAGCAUGGUGUUCCAUUAAAGGGCAAGAUCGCAAUCGUAAGGUAUGGCAGAAUUUUCCGUGGUCUAAAGGUCAAGUUCGCCCAAGACGCUGGGUGUGUUGGUGUCUUGAUUUAUUCCGACCCUGGUGAUGACUUCUUCCAAGAGGCUAAAGGUGAUAAACCAUAUCCAAAGGGACCAGCUAGAAACCCAUCUUCAUUACAGCGUGGAUCUGUACAAUUCCUGUCUCAGUUCCCAGGUGAUCCAACUACUCCAGGUAGACCAUCUCAGGGUGAUGAUGUUGUCCGUGAUGAUCCUUACAAAUCGAUACCAAAGAUCCCCUCAUUGCCCAUCUCUUUCAAAGAAGUUAAGCCUAUAUUAGAGAAAUUAAACGGUCAUGGUGUGAAAGGUUCUUCAAUUGGCGGUGACCACUGGGUUGGGAACCUUCCUGGCUUCGAAUACUGGACUGGUCCGAACUCAAAAUACUCCUUAAAUUUGUACAAUGAACAAAAGUAUGAUAUCGUUCCGAUUCACAAUGUCUAUGGUAUAUUAGAAGGUUAUGAUUCGAAAAGUGGAUAUAUUCUUGUUGGUAACCAUAGAGAUGCAUGGAUUAAAGGUGGUGCUUCUGACCCCAACAGUGGUACUGCUGCUAUGCUUGAAAUGGCCAGGUCUCUUCAUGAAUUGACAAAGAAUGGCUGGAAACCAAGAAGGACUAUUAAGUUUGCCUCAUGGGAUGGUGAAGAGUACGCUUUGCUUGGGUCCACUGAAUUUGGGGAAAAAAAUGCCAAUGAAUUGAAGAAGAACUUACUUGCUUAUUUGAAUGUAGACGUGGCCGUGGGUGGUAGACAACUAAAGAUAGCUUCAUCGCCAUUCUUAAAUAAGGCUAUCAAGGAAGCUUUGCCACUAAUUGAAUAUCCAUUAGAAGAAAAUGUCACACUUCAUGAUCAUUUUUUUAACCACACUAACAUUGGCAUCUUAGGUUCUGGAUCCGAUUACACUGUUUUCUUGGAACAUUUGGGUAUCGCCUCUUUAGAUCUUGGAUUUAGCGCUACCGCAAAAGAUCCUGUCUAUCACUAUCAUUCGAAUUAUGAUUCGUUCCAUUGGAUGGCUACCAUGCAAGAUCCAGGAUUCAAGCUACACAAUGCUGUCGCCAAACUAUUUGGUACCAUUGCCUUGAGAUUAUCCGAAGAUAAGAUAAUAAAUUCCAAGGUCUCGGACUACUCAACUGAGUUAACUAAAUACUACAAACACAUCCAAGAAAGCGUUCCAGAACAGUGGUUAAAUAUUACUAACCACAGAGGUACCCCAUUGAGUAAGCUGAUCCAUAAAACAAGCAAGAAAUUGGACAAACUUGUAUCAUCUGCCGACUAUUUUGAUGAGUACUUAACUGAUCUAAACAAACAAUGGGAAGAUAAGAACUCUCUACCAUGGUGGAGGCGCAUAAAGUUGCAUUUCCAGAUUGUACACGUGAAUUUCAAAUUGUUCUACCUUGAGAGAAACUUCCUACACGAAGAAGGUUUGAAAGGCAGACCAUGGUUCAAACACGUGGUCUUUGCAUCUGGUAAGAAUACUGGUUAUGAAGGGUUUGCCUUACCAGGUUUGAAGGAAGCCUUAGACGACAAAGAUGUCAAGGAUUUCAUUCAUUGGAACAAAAUAUUCCUGCACACGAUCAAGAGGUUAGCUCAUGAAUUCGACCUCAAGAAAUAA